Messenger RNA from Uranotaenia lowii, 2774 nucleotides. It is a transcript of the gene CycB3, whose product is annotated as G2/mitotic-specific cyclin-B3. Bases 872 to 2617 code for a protein of 581 amino acids. Lineage: Eukaryota; Metazoa; Arthropoda; Insecta; Diptera; Culicidae. Gene Ontology annotation, biological process: mitotic cell cycle phase transition; regulation of cyclin-dependent protein serine/threonine kinase activity. Gene Ontology annotation, cellular component: nucleus; centrosome; cyclin-dependent protein kinase holoenzyme complex. The record is from RefSeq and is a predicted model, not a curated record. The transcript has 6 exons. Gene Ontology annotation, molecular function: cyclin-dependent protein serine/threonine kinase regulator activity.
GUAAUCAAAUGAAGAGCGCGGGUCCAGUUGUGUGAUACCGCAUAAAUAACUGUUGGAAACAGCUUGAGUUAUUUCGUUUAGUGGCACGAGGUUUCUCUUCUUUAGUUAAUAGAAAACGUUUUAAUUGUAAGUUAAUGAAAUUAGUUUUUACUUGAUCGGCUGGAUUGAUUACUAGUGCCAUUGAAAAAAUCUUUUGGAUAUUGAAAAUGCUGUAACAAGGGCUCAAAAUAGAGCUGAAGGCCUGAAGCAAUCACAGAAGGUGCUAUCUGAUCCCAUAUCGUAGAAAAUCUGAUAAUUUUGUACAGUGGUCAGUGAUAAAAAUAAAUUACGGGAGGCUUCAAAUGAAACUCGACGACAAUCAAAGUUGGCAAUAAAAAAAACGUAAAAUAUUUGAGAAAGUCUCCCUCAAGUGCGUGUCAUUUGCAAUUUAUUUUGGCUAGUCGGUUUGAAAAAAAAAAUUGGAUUGUUUGUGUAAUUUCAAUCGCAGCAAUAGUUCUGCACAGAAAGUAGUUCAAUUAGAUGAAGUUCUAGUGUUUAUGUUCACACAACUGCUAACAGAAGAAGAAAAAAGUGUAACAAGCUUAUUCAGUGAUAAGUGAUGUAUGCUUUGUUGUCCGAGUGCCUUUCUGUUAAGAAAAAGAACAUCUGCUAGCAAUACAAAAGCGACAAAUAUAUUUAGGAGAAAAAAAAACAUUAGCCAACAGAAUUAACCGUCCGUUGAACGCGUCAGUUGAUCGGCAAGCAAAACAAAAAAAAACGUUCAAUCGGGGAAGUCCCUGUUGCUGCUUGCUUGCUGCUCCUGCUGCUGCUUUUCGAUAAACCGGGCGUUCAAAUUUGAACGUCAACGAACCAUAGACCAUAUUUUCCUGGAAUGAAAAUGGCUCCGACCAAGCAGAACGGGACGACGGCAGCCCUGAUCCCGCAGAUCCGGAAAACUAUCACAACCAGAUCCAAAGCGGCCAACAAUCAGAACCUCCACCCGGAUGAUCAGCCAUUACAGCGGGGCAAGCGGAAAGCCGACCUCAGCCCCAUUAAGAACGAUCGUGGAGUCAAACGUUCGGCCCUUGGCAACUUGACCAAUGCAGUGGUGCUCACCGCAUCCGAAAGCGACACCGAUGGGGGUCUCGGUUUGCUCAAGGGAGGCACCAAAACCUCCAUCAAACAAGCCACCAACAACAUCCUGCACACUUUCGCCACCAACAUGAUCCUACAGGGCAAAAAGGGAACGACUGCAGCCAUCAAGACUGAAGUAUUUACUAAACCGGACCCAGACGGACCAAAAACCCGUGCGGCCACCAAAACUUUGACCCGUGCCGCGAGCCGGCAGCAGCAAAAGACGGUCACCGUUAAAUCGACUAACAGUACCGAACAUCCGUUGCAGCAAGAAAUUUCCACAAUGUCAACUGCCCUGGUGAAAACAAAAGAUCUGGGCUUUAAUUCGCAGAAGACUACCACCACAACUUCUGUCGCUCAGCAAGUGACGAAACCAAAGCGUAGGAUAACGAACGAAUUUGAAAAGACUGAAGACAGUUUGUACGUGUCUGCUCUGGAGGACAUCACGGUCGGCGGAGGAUCGCUGCGAUUAUCUGAGAAUUUCGAGAGCACCCCAACCCGUCUGGAGAGUGUUAGCGAGACGGAUAAGUCCAAAGAAAGCUCGCCCAGGAAGAAAACUCCUGAGGGAGUUGAAGACUUUGAUCUGUCCAACUGGAACGACAUUUUCCAGGUGUCACACUACGCUCAAGAUAUUUUCCAAUACCAGAAAGAUCGGGAGGUGCAUUUCGUCAUUCCAGAUUAUAUGGUCAAACAACCGCACAUAAGCAAAUGGAUGCGUGCUCUGCUGGUUGACUGGAUGGUUGAGAUUCAGGAAUCAUUCGAGUUGAACCACGAAACGCUCUAUCUGGCGGUUAAAAUAGUCGAUAUUUAUCUAUCACGGACGGAAAUAGAACGAGGAUCACUUCAACUGCUGGGUGCUGCUGCACUUUUCAUCGCUGCCAAGUAUGAUGAGCGGAUCCCGCCAACGGUGGACGACUUCCACUACAUCUGCGAUGGUGCCUACCAGCGUCGGGAAAUGAUUCUUAUGGAAAUGAAUGUGUUCAAAACGAUCGGCUACGAUCUAGGGAUUCCACUGUCGUAUCGUUUUCUGAGACGUUAUGCACGGGUCAAUCGAAUCGACAUGCCAGUACUAACGCUGGCUCGGUACAUUCUCGAGUACACUUUGAUGGACUACUCUAUUGUACAGUUACGUGAUUCGAAGCUGGCCUGUGCAGCCUUGUUCAUCGCGAUGCGUAUCAAUAAUAUGCCCGGGUGGAAUAAGACUCUGGAGUUCUAUUCAGGGUACAAAAUCGAGGAGUUUGCCGACAUUGCCAUUCUGCUGAACAAUAUAAUGACGCGUAAGCCCAAGGAAUCACUCAACACCGUGCGCCACAAGUAUUCACACGAGCUGUUCUUCGAGUCGGCCAAGAAACCGUUCAUUACCGAUUUGACCAAACUGUUCGACACGACCGGUUAUCAGCCGCCGAAGCAACCGAGCGCUCUUUGUCAACUUACGGACAGCACCGUUUCCACUGUUGCUACUGCUGCCGCCAACAAGACUCAUCAUGUAACAAAAUCCGCGUAACAGGAUAUUCGAAAUAUUUUAUCAACCCUUUUCAAAGUUGUCAUAUUUUGGUUUCGCCACCGAGCGGCCAGUAACGAUUGGAAUCCUUUUUUAUAUCAUCUAUUUGUAGUUAGUCAGAAUACAGAUUUAUUUUAUGGGUUCAAUCCUUUCAACGAAA